Bactrocera dorsalis (oriental fruit fly) is the source of this 1757-nucleotide messenger RNA. Its product is annotated as odorant receptor 7a. The record is from RefSeq and is a predicted model, not a curated record. Gene Ontology annotation, biological process: detection of chemical stimulus involved in sensory perception of smell; sensory perception of smell. Gene Ontology annotation, cellular component: plasma membrane. NCBI's taxonomy places the organism in Eukaryota, Metazoa, Arthropoda, Insecta, Diptera, Tephritidae. The transcript has 3 exons. Bases 375 to 1577 code for a protein of 400 amino acids. Gene Ontology annotation, molecular function: odorant binding; olfactory receptor activity.
UGAACCGCAAACUUGAGCGCAAAAGAAAUUAGCAAUCAGAGCUUGCAGACGUGUUUCCGUAAAGUGCAGACUUGAACGGGUAGACAUUGUGGGACUUUACCAUUUUGAAUAUUUUUUAUUGGAUCAAACAAAAAUGUUGUGAAUAUGCUCAAAAAUUAAAGAAGAGUAGUGAACAUCGGUAUUUGUACUUCAAAAUUUCGAAGGAAGGAAGGAAAACCUCAGUUCACGAAGAGAUUUUAAGAAACAUUGCGUCAAAAACGCCUGAUCAAGUCAAGAAUUCGUUUAAGAGAAAGUAGAAGCAGCAGUACAAUAGAUAAUAUUUCAUUUUCUAAGAGUUUUAGAGAUUUCUUCAAGCGACCGAAGGAAGCAUCGAAAUGCGUAAAAUCGCCGAUUUAUUUUAUGGUCGCGGCAAGCAUGACUUCGAGACAACUGAAUCAUUUGUACUCUUGUCGCGUAGUUUUGCUGCAAUCGGUUUUUUACCAAAAAUACCGAAACGUAUUGUUGACGUAAUUCAUCAGCUUAUUUGUUGGAGUUGCAUUUUCAGCUGCCCUUAUCUGUUUGUUUCUGGAGUGGUAAAAACUAUGCACUCUUUACCGAUAACAAUCGUACUUGCGCAUUUAGGAGUCGCUAUUAAUAGUAUUGUAUUCCCUUUGAAAGCUGUUUAUAUUAAAGCCAAUAUUGACCGUGUGGAUGACAUCAGAAAGAUUUUCAACGCUUUGGAUAAACGUUAUCAGCGACCGCAAGAUCAGAUGCAAAUCAGAGACUCAGUCAAAACUUGCACACGCAUAUUUGUUGUUUUUUGCAUUGUGUAUUGGUUGUUUGGCAUAUCAAGUUGGUUGGUAGCGCUUUGCAUACAUGAAUAUCCGCAUGGCAAUAACUUGCCAUUCAUUGAUUGGUUGCCAGAAUCUAAUUUGAGAUUUUGGCUUCACUUCAUCUUUGAGGUAGUAUUUCUGCACGAACUGCUACAAAUGAGUUUGACAAUGGACUCGUUUCCUGCUUUAUAUAUACGUGCUUUGCGUACACAUAUGAAUCUCUUGUCGGAUCGUGUGAGUCGUUUGGGCCUUAAUCCCGAUUUUAGUGACCAGGAGAAUUUUGAAGAAUUAGUCGAUUGCAUCGUUUCGCAUCAAGAAAUACUGCAGAUUUCCGAUACUGUUGGCAAGAUCCUUUCGCUCACCACCUUCUUUCAAUUUACUGUAUAUGCCGCUAUACUCUGCGUCUGUAUGCUUAACAUGUUCGUAUUUGGCGAUGCAUCGACCAAGCUGGUCACGUUAGUUUAUCUGUUACCCGUAUUCUGGCAGACCACUCCCACCUGUUAUCAAGCUUCGAUGCUCGAGGCGGACAGCGCUAAGUUACCUCUAGCAAUUUUCCAUUGCAAUUGGUUGGCUUUGGAUAAACGUUGCCACAAAUUAAUCAUCUAUUUCAUGCAACGCGCUCAGCAGGAGAUCUCCUUUACCGCAAUCCAAUUGUUUGUGAUUAAUUUGAGAACCAACUUGUCGAUCGCCAAGUUCUCGUUCACUUUAUAUACUUUCAUAAAUGGGAUGGGCUUCGGAGAGACAUUAAAGGAUAGACUAGAGUAAAAUUUAACAUUUUAGAAAGGACUUACAAAAACAAAAAGCAAAUGGCACAACAACAAUACAACUUAUCUAGAGAAGAUUAUAUAGUUGACAUAUUAUUUUAAACACUUCGCAACGUUGCUGUAAUCUUACUUUGCACUGUAGUCAUGAUUAAAAAAAUAAUAAAAUAGUUGCACUAUGCUU